Molecule: messenger RNA, 1848 nt
Organism: Hydra vulgaris (swiftwater hydra)
Lineage: Eukaryota; Metazoa; Cnidaria; Hydrozoa; Anthoathecata; Hydridae
Product: CDP-diacylglycerol--glycerol-3-phosphate 3-phosphatidyltransferase, mitochondrial
Biological process (GO): cardiolipin biosynthetic process
Cellular component (GO): mitochondrion
Molecular function (GO): CDP-diacylglycerol-glycerol-3-phosphate 3-phosphatidyltransferase activity
Source: RefSeq, a predicted model, not a curated record
CUUUGUAUUUACUUUAUAAAGUGAAAUAAAUGGUUGGUUGAUUUAUCAAAAAAAGUUGUAUUGUAACUCACUUCUAAUUUUACCAUUGUUUUUGGAUGGUUUGAACAGAGCCUCAAAAAAGAAAUAUGUCAUGUUAUGUAGUUAAUCAUUGCUGUAAGACUGGUGUUAGCUUAUAUUUAAUUAAUUCACAACUUUCUUUCAAGAGGUAUAUUUUUAUUACACCAAAAAAUAUGCAACAAACUGUUGCACAAUUUGUGGAAUUAAGCAAAAAGUGGUUUUAUGGUGUUGAAUCUGCCACUCCUAUUUUUCUAGCUAAUGGAAAAGAUAUACAAGUCUUAACUCACCCAGAAGAAUUUUACAAAGAACUUUUGCUUCAAUCUUCUAUUGCUAAUAAACGAAUUUCUUUGGCAUCUCUCUAUCUUGGCAAUGGUGAAAAAGAAGAGAAGCUUAUUCAGGUAAUAUGUGAUAAUCUUAAAAAGAAGGAAAAACCUUUUGAAGUCAAUAUUUUGCUAGAGUAUACAAGAGGAUCUAGAGGUGCUAAAAGUUCUCGCACUGUUCUUCUUCCACUUAAGAAACAUUUUGGAUCAACAUCAACAGUUGCACUAUUUCAUACUCCUAAUUUACGUGGCAUUUUAAAAGCUAUUAUUCCACCAAGAUUUGAUGAAACUGUUAACGUUUCACAUGUAAAAGCAUAUGUUUUUGAUGAUACCUUAAUUCUAAGUGGAGCAAACUUGAGUGUUGAUUAUUUUACAAACCGGCAGGAUAGAUAUAUCAUAUUUAGAAAUAACAAAAUACUAUGCGAUUAUUUUCAAGAUCUCAUAAAGACUAUCUCCUCUUUUUCAUUUGCUCUUCAGAGCAGUGGUGAUGUUACAUUUGCUUUACCUCACAUCCAUCCUUACAAAGGAAGUAAAAAUGGCUUUAACAAAUUUGCAAAUAAGCAAUUAUGUGAGUUUACAGAACGUUACAAAAGUCAAUAUUCUAUUACUGAUGCAAUUAAAUCAAUAACACAGUUAAAUACUUUGAACUCCACCUAUGAUACUUUAAUAUUUCCUCUUUUGCAAAUGAAAAAUAUGGGAAUAACAACAGACGAACAGUUUACAACAAAUGUUCUUUCAACUGCUCCUAAUAAUUCUAAUUUAACUCUGGCUACAGCGUAUUUUAAUCUUACUGACAAUUAUUGGAAUAUGUUACUCAACAACCAUGCUCAGGGUGUUAAACUGAUUAUGGCACAUCCUAAAGCAAUGGGGUUUUAUAAGGCUCCAGGUCUUGCUGGUGGGGUACCAAAUGCUUACAGUCUAAUUUCUAAAUGGCGUUACAGAGAGUUGAUAAGAUAUAACCAAUAUGAAAGAAUACAGUUUCUGGAGUUUUACAGAGAAAAAUGGACAUUUCACGGAAAGGGGUUAUGGUUUUAUCUUCAGGAUAGUUUAGAUCAAAACAAAAAUAAAAAUACUUUUUAUAGUAACGAUUAUGCAGAUAUCUGCAGUCCUUUGUUGACUCUUAUUGGAUCUCCGAAUUUCGGUAAGCGUUCUGUUUAUCGUGACAUGGAAGCUCAAGUUGGCAUCGUAACUGUUAACAAAAAGUUACAGUUUGACUUAAUACAGGAACGUAAUAAUAUGUUGAAAGAUACAACGGUUGUUAACCUUGAAACAUUUGACGAGGAAGAAAGGAAGAUUAGUUGGUGGGUUUAUUUGAUAACAAAGUGUAUGAACGACCAGUUUUAAUAUAAACGUGUAUAAAAGAUAGCAAAGCGUAUAAACAACCACUUUUGUUAUGUUAUGUACGAACGAUAGCAACAUGUAUAAACACUCAGUUUUGAUAGGUUGUGUCAAUAUUAUUGCAUUUUGGUAA